Molecule: messenger RNA, 2232 nt
Organism: Syngnathus typhle (broad-nosed pipefish)
Lineage: Eukaryota; Metazoa; Chordata; Actinopteri; Syngnathiformes; Syngnathidae
Gene: cytl1
Product: cytokine-like protein 1
Exons: 4
Coding region: 1-441 (146 amino acids)
Biological process (GO): positive regulation of transcription by RNA polymerase II
Source: RefSeq, a predicted model, not a curated record
AUGAGAGUCGUCUCGGCAGCCGUGUUCUGUUUCCUCGGCUUUGUGUGUCUGUCUGAAUGCGCGCCUCCGACUUGUUACUCCAGGUCGCUGAGUCUGAGCAAAGAAAUUAUGACGCUGCUGGAUAAGAUCCACACUUAUCAUCGCACGAAAGGGUGUGCUGCGGCGCUACCAACCAUCUUCCUGGAUGUUCAUAAUGCCUGCAUCACAACCAAACUCCGUGACUUCCUCUACGUGCUUGUGAACCAUCCCAGCCAGUACUGCAGAGAGCGACCCAGGAUGGUUCUGCUGAAAACAAAAAUCCAGAAUUUGUACACCAUUGUCACAAGAAUUUGCUAUCGGGACUUGGUGUUUUUCACAGACGACUGCGAGGCCAUUGACACUGGACACAGUAGGCCUCACUUUGCGGAGGACAGACUUCAGCUUUUGCAGGAGGAGAGAUAAGCAAUAUGAGGAAGUAGCCGCCCGAAAGCAGCAAUAAGCAUCCCAAAGUAAAUAGCAUUAUGUACAUAAACGCCACACCUUGCGGUGUAUUCAGUCGAAAGCAGCGCGGCACACUGUGCUGACUCGUGCGUGCUCGUGUUUAGUGGAUAUGCAUCGUUGCAUUCCUGCAAAAAAAAAAAAAAAAAACGGCAGAACUUUCCACAGGAAAUUUGCUGAAUGCCAACCGUGCCGAGACAAACCUUAAAAUAAUAAACCGGUAAGAGAUGCUUGUGAGUGCGCCUUUGCCUGUGUUGACUUAGCGCUGCUGAUCAAAGUGUUGUGUGUCAUUAAGCAAAAAUUGGCUGUGUUGCCAUAACCCUUGCUCUGACUAAACACAACUUGAAGGAGCACUAUGUACAACAUUUUGGAGAUAUUUGUAAAGUUGAAUCCACUCCUUGAAAAUGCUAUGUAAGAAAAUCUAUGAUCCCAUUUUCGCUCUCAUACAACACAAAACUGCCACAAGCCAAGACUUAAUUGUGCUUAUUCGAAUAUCCCCUAAUAAGUCAUAUUACAUUACAUUAUAGUGCAGCUCGUCUAUUUUUCUUUUGCCCUUGUUUUGAUUAUACACCUUUCUCCAAAAAUAACUGAAUAUUUUUUUUUUAGUAUGACCAUGAUAGCGUGGUUGAUUACUUACCUACUCAAUAUUAGUUUGGGUUUGAAAAGCUACAAUACCGCUAGUUGCCACAAGGUAGCGUUGCUUGUCAGCAUUUGUCAACUCAGUUUGAAUGCAGGUUGCAAAUCACGUAACUGCAAUUUAGUUUCACAUCUUCAUGAACCAUUUUAAACAAUAGUAAAAACACAUUUGAUUUGUUUAGACUUUUAUUAAAAACGUUUUUCAUUAACAUUUUAUUUUAUUAUCUUUAUUGGACUAAUCUGCCACAAUAAAUAUAGCCUCAAUUUGGUUCCUAUUAUGUUUAAAAAAGAAAAAAUACCUCAUUUUUUAGAAUAUAUUUUUUGCUUAUUUCUGUUCAUAUUUGAUAUACUGUAUAACCUUGAGUUGAAGUCAAGUUACUGUUAAAACAAGCAUGAUGGUUGCUCAUAAUGCAGAAUCGGUUUCAAAUGUGCCUCUUUACCACAUGAAGCUGGGAAACUCCUCCAAUAAAGGAACCCUGCCAACACCAAAAUGUUAGUGAGCAGCAUGAGGCUUGUUUGAAAAUAAAUGCAACGAUAAAACAUAAUUGCUGUGCUUAUUGAUCAUCAUCAUUACAGGGCUGCAGAAUUCACAUUGUUUUGUAUCAUUAACGCAAAACGAGGAUAAAACAUUCAGUCAGCGGGUGUCCAGAUAAUUUCCCAAUUUAAUGUUCUGUGACCCUGCACCAAAAAUGUUAAACGCUGGCUCAUAAAAUAUAAAAACUUUGCCUUAGGGGGGGGGUUACAGUAAUCAUUCUCUGCUUUGUAGAAAUAAAUGAGCUUGUAAAGUACAGAUCAAAAAGCUAUUUACAUUAAAGCAUCACUGAUGCACUUUGUGAUUCACUUCUGCUUUAUAGGGCUUUCGGGCAAUUUUCCAUCACAUUAAGCCCUUUUUAUUACAUCUUAAAAAGACGUGUUGCCUCAUUAGUCGACAUAAGAAAAUGUUUCCCCUUAAAAUAGAUGUUUGGAAAACACGGCACUCUAGUUUUAAUUCUGUUGCACAGUCAAUGUGGCCACACAUGCCAGGGCUAUACUUUUACCCAGAGUGGACUGAAGUUGUGCCUCCUGUCGACCAUAAAGAUGCUUAAAAAAUGCCACACUAAUAAACAACAUAAAGCUCCA